This is a messenger RNA of Symbiodinium natans, 3138 nucleotides long. The record is from the annotation of a GenBank genome assembly. NCBI's taxonomy places the organism in Eukaryota, Dinophyceae, Suessiales, Symbiodiniaceae.
AUGCUGUAUCGCCUCAAGAUCGGUGGUGACGACAACUGCCAGUACAAAAACAGGUGGUUGGACACUUGGAACCAUCGUAUGCAUCGGGAGGCCGGCCGAAUUGCCGUCCGCGAGACUUGCUCCAGGCCAUCGCUGAAGAGCCUCUGGGAGCGCUUCUUGUACCUGUUCAACCCUCCCAACAACGAGAAUGGCAACCUCCACAUCUCGCAGAUCGCCGGCUCGCGGUGCGUGUCGAUGUCCGUUGGAUCGGCCUGCUUGGAGUUUGAGCUGGACAGCAUGAACACACUGGGCAAGGUGCCUUUUGAUGACGAGCUGGUGGAGGGAGGUCCUCUGAUCUUCCACGCGGAGCCUCACGUGGACAAGACGACAGGCGAGUGGGUGACGUGCGCGAUUCAGCUCCGCAUCAGCCCGGAGGACAUGGGCCUCAAGCCGGAGUAUGUGGUUUUCUCUGUGAUGCCAGACACCUCGCGGACCCCAGGCGCGCCAGUUCGCCGCCGUCUGAUCCGCCGUAUCUCCACAGAGUAUCCGUCGCCUGUCCACACCAUCGCGUUGACAGAGAAGUACAUCGUCAUGAUCCAGAUCCCAUAUCCCCUGAAUUGGGAUGGCAUGCUCAAUGCGGAGGCUCGAUGGCUGAUGGAUGGUGUCUAUGAGGGUAACCUCAACGACUACAACACCUGGCAGCCUGAGCGCCCGACGACCAUCCGCAUCAUCAACCGAGUCACCGGUGAAGAGACCCAGGUCUUCGAGACCGAUCCGCGUGCCUUGCGAAAAGGCACGCACCCGGACACGACUUGCGGAGGCAGCGUCAUGGCGAUGGCGCCUUGUGGCGAUGCGUGGCCCUUCGAGCAAAGAGGUGUAGAUUUCGGGGUGCACAUGGUUCCCCAGCAUGUUGGAGCGCUGUCUGUGAAUCUUGGGCAGCUCGAGAAAUGGCGGCGCUGGCCGCGCCUGGCGACUCCCGAGCUGGCACGAGCUGCCCCCCAGGCAGUUCUGUCCAUCCUGCACGCCAUGCAACGUGCCAGGGUACCAGUCAACUCCUUCCACCGCAGCGCGGCCAUCGCAGGUUUGGCGAGAGGACAGCUUUGGCAAGAAGCUUUGGCUGUCGCCGAUGGCGCUUUGGACGUGGUCACUGGAAAUGCCGCCCUCGGGGCCUGCGAGAAGGCCAGCCUGUGGCCCACGGCGCUUGCUCUGCUUGACGAGCUCGUCUUGUUGAACCACGUGGAUGUCAUCAGCUACAACACUUGCAUCAGUGCCUGCGCCAAGAACUCCGAGUGGAGUUGGGCCCAGGUCUUGCUAGACCGAAUGCCAACCAACAAGCUGGCCCCUGACCGCGUGACAUUUAACUCCGCGAUGCUGGCAUUUGCGCGUGCGCAACGGUGGCAAGCUUCACUGCACCUUUUUGAGGAGCUCCCGCGGCAAAGGCUGGCGGCGGAUGAGUUUUCGGUGACGGCGGCCAUCCAUGCUUGCGAAGCAGCGGGCGCCUGGCAGUUGGCCCUGGCGAUACUGCAGGAAACCUCGGCGCCCACCCAGCAAAACUGGAACGCAGCCAUUAGCGCCUGCGAAAAAGGUCGCCAGUGGCAGCGUGCCAUCGACCUCCUGCUGCGGUUCCCCGCGGCCGGCCUUCGGCGCGAUGUGAUCUCCUACAACGCCGCCAUAAGUGGAUGCGCAGGGGCAGGGCAGUGGCCGGCAGCCCUGGAUCUCCUAAGCCUGAUGUGCCAGGAUGGCUGCGAGCGUGACGUUGUGAGCUUCAGUGCGGCCAUCAGUGCCUGCGAAGACCGCGGGCAGUGGCAGCUGGGCUUGCUCUUGCUGAGCUGGAUGCAGUCGAUCGACAUCCGUCCUAACGAAGUGUCGUGCGGCGCGGCGAUUUCUGCAUGCCGAGCCGAGGGACAGUGGCAGAUUGCUCUUGGGCUCCUAUUCGACAUGUCCCAGCUGGGCUUGCAUCCCAACCGAGUGAGCUGCAAUGCGGCAAUGGCCGUUUGCGAGUCUGCCGGUGAAUGGCAAUGGUCGCUGUGGCUUCUCAGCCUACUUGGUGCGCCCGGAGACAACGGGAUGAAGCCCUCAGAGCAGAGCUUCGGCGCGGUGAUCUCGGCCUGCGCUGCAGGCAGCGAGUGGCAGAGAGCGCUCCUUCUCUUCGAGUCCUUGCAAGAUCUCUCCCCCGAUGUGGAUCGGAUUGCUUGGAGUGCAGCGGUGACUGCUUGCGAGAAAGGUGCGCAGUGGCAGUUGGCUGUGCAUUUUCUGAGCAGUAUGGUCCAUCAGGACAUCUCGCCUGACGUGAUUGUGUGCAAUGCCGUCUUGAGCUCCUGUGAGAAGGCAUCCUAUUGGACGCUGGCUCUGCACGUGCUUCGAGUCAUGCCCGACUUUGAGCUCACGCCGAACGACAUCAGCUUCAACGCAGCCCUGCAUGCCUGCUACAAGGGGCAGAACAUACAUGGCCAGACAUUCGCAGAGGAGCGCGAAAUCGGCCUCGGUGUCGAGGAAAGUCGAGGACGAGGGCCCGAAGAUGCAACUCAGAUGCUCUCGCAGAGCUAUGGCUGCAAUGCGUUCUUCUUCUUCCACAUCAUCAAUGCGUUUGAGGAGAAGGGCGGAUCCUCCGAUGAGGACGAGAUAGUCAACCUGGAUGUGGUGUGCUACAAUGAGCCGCCUGUUGGCUUCCCACUUCGCCAGGCGCGGUCUGGAGAUGUUGAGGAUUGGCGCGGUGGCGGCGGAGAGGUCCGGCGAUUCGCCAUGAACAUCAGGACUGGAGAGUGCACCUGCACCGGUUGGCCAGACAACUGCUUCGACGAGCCCAAGAUCAACCCCAAGGUUGAUGGUGUUCGACAUCGGUACAGCUGGGGUGUCAUCGACGACAAUGGCAUGCUUCGCCUCACAAAGCAGGACCACGACACCCACGCAGUUAUGAAGUGGGAAGGUCAAGACGUGACUCGCGAACUGCCUUGGCAGCCUGUGUUUGUGCCGGAACCAUACAGCAACGAAGAGGAUGCAGGUGCUGUUUUGAGCUUCGUUCGUGACCAGCCCACUGGCGAUUCAUUCUGCGUGGUCCUCAACGCGAAGACCAUGGAAGAGCAGGCUCGCAUCCACUUCCCUGCUGGGCAUCACGUGCCUCUGCACGGCCAUGGCGCCUUCUUCUCUGGCAACGUCUGA